Vidua chalybeata is the source of this 1667-nucleotide messenger RNA. RefSeq lists its product as uncharacterized. Gene Ontology annotation, molecular function: protein binding. NCBI's taxonomy places the organism in Eukaryota, Metazoa, Chordata, Aves, Passeriformes, Viduidae. The record is from RefSeq and is a predicted model, not a curated record. The transcript has 9 exons. Bases 1 to 1230 code for a protein of 409 amino acids.
AUGGCCUUGCCAGCACUGGCUCUGACAUUCUUCCUGGCCCUUGCUCCUCUGCUGCUGGCACAGGGACAGAAGAACCACAGUCCUGUGAAUCCAUGGGUCCAUCAGGAAGCAGAAACAUGCCAAAAACCCCAGUGGGACUUCAGACUCCAGCUGGCACCAGAGCAGGAGAGUUACAGGAAGAACGAAGAAGUGAUUCUGAGCUGUCCCAAGGGUUUCCAGCCACCUUUCACCCAUAUCAAAUGUACAGGAAAAGUUCUGUCUGUUAUCAAUGGAAAACCUAUACACAGAGAAGCUUGGACUGGAAAGGACAGCAGAGGCAGUGUGAUCAACAUUCAGCCCAAGUUCAGGGCACAGUGCCUUGGUGUCCUCCAGGUUGUCCCUGAGACCCUGAAGGUUUUCAGCACCAGCAUCAAACUGAACUGGACCUGCAUGCUCCCUCAUAUGUGCCAGCAUAUUCGGGCCAGGUGCCAGCUGGAGCAGCAUUCUUCCUCAAACUGUGAGGCUGAGGAGGUGAAGGUAGAGGACAUACUACAAGGCCAGGAGGGAAUGUUCACCUGCUCCCCUCUGCAGCCCUUCACUGUCUACAGUGUCACCAUCUCCCUGCUGCCUAGCACAAUCCUAUAUACACGGCUCAUCAGGACAAAGGAAAUGGUGCCAGACAAACCGGAGCAGCUGUGGCUGGAUCCUGACAGGGGCUCUCUCAGGUGGAGCUCACUGCCCUCCUGCAAAGGGGAGAUCAUCGGAUACCAGCUGAACAUCACCACCAUGAGAGCAGAGGACGGCAGCUUCCUUGAAUUCAGUCAGGUGUUUGUGAACCAGUCUGUCUCAGAGUAUAUGCCACCUCAUCAGACAGCUGGCAGCAAAUACCUGGUGACAGUGCAGGGCCUGACGGCAGCUGGGGCUGGGGCUGCAUCACAACUGGAAUUCCAAACCUACGUCCUGGUUUCAGGACAGCCUGUGGGCCCUUGGCCUGGGUCAGCAGUCACUGUAGUGGUGGUGAUGGUGCUGUUGAUCCCCUUGUCUGCCGGGAUCAUCUGGUUCGUGCUGUUCAGAAAAAAGAAGGCAGCAUUGCCCAGCAAAGCCGAGGAGGAUCACUACACAGAGCUCCAGCCCUAUGAGAAUGUACAUGGGGAUAAUUACGAGACUCUUCUUGAGAAGGAUGCAGGUAAGUCUGGCCGGGCUGGAGAGCCCUUUCCCAAGCCCCUGCCUGUUCAGGAGAGUCAGCAGUGAGGAAGAAAAGAAGUGGAGUGGACAUCUGAGGCUCAAUGAUGAUGGCACUUCCCUUCUCAAGGCUUGGUCCUCCACCACCGGAAGCAUGACAAUGAAUUAUCUCAUGGGUUAUUGCUUGCCCCCAAAAUUUUCUUCUUUAUCAAGCUCCAGAAUCCUCUGCCACAGCACAUGAACAGCUUAAGGCAUGGGAUGACCUGCUUGUGCCAGCAAGGACAUGUCCUGGUAGUUCUUUAGUAUUCCAGCAUAGCUAUCUCACCAGCACCUUGGUGCCUGCAAAUGUUCCCUGAAAACGGAUGAGCUCACAACUCCUCUUUCCAACCUGUGUCCUUGUACCCAUCUAUACCCUGUCCUCUGUUUGAGUAUGGUCUAGCUGCGCAGCCCUGGCCACUGUGCUGCUGUGUCUGAAACAACCAAUAAAUUUUUCUGGUUUGCAGGGG